AUGUCUUGUCGUACACUUCCUGAUGCUAUGUACCAAGACAAUCAAGAUGCUGUAAGCUUGAGUAGCGUUGCAAGUGACACAAGUGCCGGCAGUCAAACUAUCUCCGUAGACUCAAAGAAACAUGACAACUACUCCCAUUCUAUUGGGAAUAACACCUCAACGUUGGAAAAACAUGGAGUCUAUACUAAACAUUCCAGAUGGUUGGGCAAAUCCAUAGCUAAAGCGUUCAGAAGACGCACAAGGUCUACUACACAAUCAAUCAAUUCACUGGGUACAAUAAAUGACACUACGAUUACGAAUAUGGAGCCUAACCAAAUCAUCAGUCAGAAAUCGAACGAUGAAAAUCAGUUGGAUCGACUUUAUCUGACAAUCAGUCGAUUGCAGUGUAGGAUAGAUCUCCUUGAAAAAAGAAACAAAAAACUACAGGAAACCGUAUCGAAAUAUAAUCCUGAUGAUGAACUUCUAUGCAAUGAAUUUCGUUUGGAAAGAACCAACAGAAAAGUGUUUUUAUCAGAUUUGUCGUCUAAAUUUUGCAAAAAUAGUCGUUAUUUUGUGCCAGUCCUUGUGAACACUGAAGAAAUCAUUAUUGAUUCAGAAACGAAAAAAUCACUGAAAAUAGGAUGCAUUGGAUUACACGAUGAUAUGACUUGGAAUGAGCUGGAUGAAGUACUGCAAAAACUACUUCAGUGUUACAUCAGUUACUUGGAUCCUGAUGAACAUCUGCAACUUAAUUCACUGGAACUAGGGGCGUAUCAGCUAAAUUCAAUUUACAAAUAUCCAGAUAUAAAGAAAACAGAGAGCAUUGUGCGACGUUUCUCACGAAUACUACCACUACCAUCGCCACAACCGUUAUUUACAACAAAUCAGAAUCAUUCCCAACUGCCUGUUGCAGCUACGCUGGAAACUAGCUGUCAUAUAAACAGACAAAUUUAUUCACAGUUCCCCGUUAUGUGGUUGGAUGAAAUUACUAAGGGGUAUGAUUUGGAGCUAUUCACCUUAUCUGUAGAAAUAGAUUUACAAGGUCGUACUAUGAACUCAACAUUGAAAAGAAAGAAUAAAAAGGUACACCAAAAUGUUACUGAGAAAAUUGACAUGCUGAACUAUGGAUGUUAUACAAGUCUAGUACCAUAUAAUACACUGAAGUCCUACUUAUCUGUCAUCGAAGCAAAUAAUUUCAUUAUAAUCUGUGGACUGACUGGAACCGGGAAAUCGCAUCUGGUGAAUAAUCUGGCCAAAAUUUUAUCACAUGAUUCGUGUUAUUCAAAGGCAAUAUACAACUUCCGGUUUACAAAUAACAAAAGUCCAACUGUAAAAGAAAUGAAAAAGAUACUCAGAAAACAGUUAUCAUCCUUUUCGAAAUGUGGUUUCCCCAAAGUGAUAAACUUAUUUGAUAUGCAUCUCUUCCAAGGAUCUGUUGUGGAUAUUUUUAAUGUUUUUAAUACCUCAUCAAAACGUCCAAAGAUUAUAGGUACAAGUGAAAGGGCGGACAAAGAUUUUGAGAACACUUGCCAUGACAAUCAUGUAAAGAUCAUACACCACCUGCCUGACAUAAAAAGUACACAAGAAUAUUUGGAAAGAGUAUUAUACAGAAGUCUUGCUCAAAGUCGAAUGUUUUGUUCAGGUGGACUUAUUAACGAAGAUGUUAAUGCCAGUGCAAAUAAAGAUCGGAAGUGUUAUCAAUUGAUUUUCUGGUUAACUGAGUUUUGGAGGAAAUUAAAUGAAAUCCUGUGUUCUAUAGCUAACAGAAAACACUGUGCCAUUUUUGGCGUGCAGUCCACACUGAAAUGCCCCAUGGAUAUUAAUGAUUCAUUGCAUUGGUUUCUUGACCUAUGGAACAACAUGUUGGUUCCAGUUUUAUUUGAAAAUAUCAGAUAUGUAACGAAAGAGAAGUCAAACAAUGCCUACAACAUGUUAUUGACUGAUUUUAUUGCAUGGAUAAGUACUACAUGGCCAUGGGAUAGAAGCAAAAUAUACUUCCCUACUUCUUUGAAAAGCCCGAAAAUAUGUCUAACUCAGAAUCCAUCGAGUACUCAGAGCAUCCAACCUAUUCAGACUCCCUCUAGUUCCCUGGAUGCGGAAGUAUGCAAAAAUCGAACAAGCAUGGAUUCGGGGAUUAUUCUGGAUGGGAUGUACCCAACAAAUGCCUGUAGCAGUAAUGAUGUGGAACAAAUUCCAUCAAAUACAAACGAUUACAUACAUGUGAUCAGAACGCUAUGCAGAUUAGAAUUAGAGUAG
This is a messenger RNA of Trichobilharzia szidati, 2235 nucleotides long. Lineage: Eukaryota; Metazoa; Platyhelminthes; Trematoda; Strigeidida; Schistosomatidae. The record is from the annotation of a GenBank genome assembly.